Nylanderia fulva is the source of this 538-nucleotide messenger RNA. The record is from RefSeq and is a predicted model, not a curated record. Lineage: Eukaryota; Metazoa; Arthropoda; Insecta; Hymenoptera; Formicidae.
GCAAAACUAUGCUGAUAUUAUAUAUAGUUCAUCAUAGUUUUUUUGAAGUUUCGAAAAUUAUGGCGCAAGAUGAGCGAUAUGCAUCGUAUAUGGGGGACAAAGCAAAGUAUGUUGGGUCACUUCAAUAUUCAAUCCAACCUCGUGAAGAGAUAAUAGAAAUACUUGAAAAUAUUGGAUUUCAAGUUAAUCAUUGCAGUCAUCGGAUAUUGAACUACAAGGAUAAUGCAGAAACAUUUCUAUCCAUGGUCACUUCACAAUGUACUUUUAACUUUUUGGACGACAUGCCGAAUAAUCUAAGAGUUGAAUUCAAGAAUGAAUUAGCACGUAAAUUUGCGGAAAUAAGAGCUAAAGAAUACGCAGAUAUUAUUCAAAAUAAUUUUAAGAUACAUAACGUAGAGAAGGAGAAAAAUAGAGAUGAUAUGCCUAUUGGAUUACUGCACUGAUAAUUUAUGCACAAAAAGUUUCAUAAUUGUAUGAAUGAUCUUCAUGAUUAAUACGACAAAAAUGGGCAAUUUGUUUCUUUUUCACGUAGUCUCUC